ACAGUAUUACAAAUACCUGAACAAUCCGAGUAUAAAUCUUCACAGAUCGAUGAGUUUGAGACAACCUUUCGAUGUAAUAGAGAGAGAAAAAAAUAUAUAUUUUCCCAAAUACGAUAAACAAAGUCAAGACAGCUUAAACAUAGGUUUUGUUUUCUAAGUUUUGUUUACCAAUUGGGCUUCACUAUUUUUUAGCUUAACUAGAAUUGGUUUUUAAAAACUAAAGUGGGCUUUUCAUUUACAUUGGAUCAAACAUUAUAAACUCAUUUUUAUUUGCAUCAUAAAUUAUUAUGUGUAAUAAUAACAUUUUAUAAAUCAUUAUAUAUAAAAUAAAAUGAUGAAAAUUAAAUGGAAAACUAUUUUUACAAAUAUUUAAUUACUAUUUAAUUGCUAAACAAAUUUGUAACUAUGCUUUAUUAAUUUUUUUAAAAAAUGACAAAUUUUAUAACUGUUUAGAAAAAAAUCAAAAUUAAUGUGUGAAAUGACUAUGGUACAAGUGUAUACUUUGGCAACCUCACAAAUUUAAUAGAAUUAUCAAAAGUUUUUACUAAAGUUUUUUAAAAAUAUUAUGUACAAAUAUGAUUACAAAGAAAACCACAAAUAUGAUUACAAAAAACACAAAUAUGAAUAUUUUAUUUCUAACAAAAAAAUAUAAACAAAAAUAUACCUGGAGGACGAGCCAAAAUGUAGUUUUAUCUUUAAAAUUGUACAAUGUACAGUUUCCCAAUUUCACGCAAGAGGCCCCGGUAAGUCGACUGAGAAGAAAGCAAAGAAAGCAAAGAAAACAAAAAUAUCUAAAGAUGGGGAAAGCGAAGCGAUACUGGCUUCUGAAAACAGAGCCAAGCGAGUGGUCAUGGUCAGACCAAGACGCGAACGGCGGCAUCAGCAAAUGGGACGGGGUCAAGAACAAACAAGCCCAGAAGAAUCUCAAGUCCAUGGCUUCAGGCGACCUCUGUUUCUUCUACCAUUCCGGUUCGAAAUCGAGAUGCGUUGUGGGUGUGGUGGAGGUGGUUCGUGAAUGGUACGCAGAUGAUGAUGACGGAGAAGGAGUGGUUGACGUCAAAGCUGUUGGAGAGAUGAGGAGAUUUGUCGAUUUGAAGGAGAUGAAAGGAGACAAAGGGAUUAAGGAUUUUGUUUUGUUUAGACAGCCGCGGUUGUCUGUUGUUCCAGUGGAAGAUGAUGUUUGGAAAAAAAUUUGUGAACUGGGAGAUGGGUUUUGUGGAGAUGGUAAGGAAGAUCGUGAAAGUAGCGAUGAGUCUUAAAUUGGUAGUCUGUUUUUUUUUUGGUAUAAUUACGGAUGGUGUUAUUGUUAUGAUGCAUGAUUAAGACUCUAGUGACGCCAUUGAUGUUCUUCUUUUGUUAACUUAACUAUGAUUUAUGAUUAUUGAUUGCGUUGUGGUGUGACUCCAUUGAUGUUUCUU
Molecule: messenger RNA, 1418 nt
Organism: Brassica rapa (field mustard)
Lineage: Eukaryota; Viridiplantae; Streptophyta; Magnoliopsida; Brassicales; Brassicaceae
Product: thymocyte nuclear protein 1
Cellular component (GO): nucleus
Source: RefSeq, a predicted model, not a curated record